CUAUAAAUACCAUUCCUCUGCUUUCUCUGUUUCCACAUCCUCAAUUCAUCCCCAAAAAAAAAAAAAAGAAAAAAAAAGAACAAUCUCCUUUUCAAAUCCCAUAAUUCUCCAUUAAAUUCGCGACGAUAUGAGAAACAUGAUCUCAGCCUUCUCGCCGAUAAAUUCGCCGGAGCCGAUGGCAGUAUCGCAGCGGACGCCGUGGCACUCGCCGGUGCCGUACUUGUUCGGGGGGCUGGCGGCGAUGCUGGGUUUAAUCGCGUUUGCGCUGCUGAUUCUGGCUUGCUCCUACUGGAAGCUGUCGGUUCAAUCAGACGAAAGAGAGGGACAGGAGAGAGAUUUAGAGAGCGGACAAAGUGCCCAAAACGAGGACGAGAAAAUUAAGGAGCAACAAACGAAGAAGGUUUAUGAAGAGAAGAUUCUUGUGAUUAUGGCCGGAGACCAAAAUCCCACUUUCUUGGCGACGCCGGUGACCACUCCCAAAUCUUCUUCCAUUUCUCAAUUACAAUCUAAUGUUUCUAAUGGUAAGAUUCAUAGUUGUGUUGAAAAUGGCAUGGAUGGUAAUUCUCAGAAAAAUAAGGAAAUGGGUCAUCCUCAAAUUGAACAAGAUGAGCACAAAGAAGAAGAAGAAGAAGCUGACUGAAGUAUUAAAAAUUCUCUUUCUUUUUCUUUCUUUUUGUUUUGGUUGUUUGUUUUUUUCAAAAAAAAAAAACCAAAUUUUCCAAUUUUGGAUAUGGAUCGAGAGUUUUGCUUUUUUCUAUGUAAUUUUGUUUUUGAUGUAACGAGAAAUGUAAAUUUUAGAGAGAGAAAAAUGAGAGUGAGAUAAUAAUAUUUGUGAUAAAGUUUUGUUGAA
This is a messenger RNA of Benincasa hispida (wax gourd), 850 nucleotides long. It is a transcript of the gene GDU1, whose product is annotated as glutamine dumper 1. Lineage: Eukaryota; Viridiplantae; Streptophyta; Magnoliopsida; Cucurbitales; Cucurbitaceae. The record is from RefSeq and is a predicted model, not a curated record. Gene Ontology annotation, biological process: regulation of amino acid export.